AUGCUUCUAUCUGCCCGCAGUCUUGGGAUUUACUCAAUCUUGUCCCCAAACGAAAAGCCAUCAAAGUCGACUCACAACGGAUCUGAAGGCCGCGAUACCAAUGUGGAUCCUAUCGUCAGUGGUCUUCUCAUCCCGGGUCUGACUCAUGCUUUACUUGCAAUUGCACUGGAGCUGCGACACCACAGCUUGCCACCCUCCGAAGUUGAGCAUGCUCGUCUCAACAAAGACUCGCUCAGGACAAGUUCCCUUGCGCACAUACCCAACCUCUCUUGGCAGUAUCAACCACACAUCUCCGACGCUAUAUCCCUUCUAUUUCUCAGCUUUACAUGGUGCUUUGAUAAGAAUCUAAGUGAAAUUUCUUUACGCUGGAAUUCUCUGGCCCGAGUCAUUCUUACGGAUGCUACUCGUAACCACACAACAGAUGUGCCUGCGGUUCGAUGGCUUGAGCAACAGUUUGUCUUCCUUUCUAUCAAGAAAACCAACGAAGGGCAAAUUGUGCAGUGA
Messenger RNA from Penicillium nucicola, 504 nucleotides. RefSeq lists its product as uncharacterized. NCBI's taxonomy places the organism in Eukaryota, Fungi, Ascomycota, Eurotiomycetes, Eurotiales, Aspergillaceae. The record is from RefSeq and is a predicted model, not a curated record. The transcript has a single exon. Bases 1 to 504 code for a protein of 167 amino acids.